Gongylonema pulchrum is the source of this 252-nucleotide messenger RNA. NCBI's taxonomy places the organism in Eukaryota, Metazoa, Nematoda, Chromadorea, Rhabditida, Gongylonematidae. The record is from the annotation of a GenBank genome assembly.
AUGAAUGGGAAUGCAAACAGUGGCACUGGUGGCAGCAGCGGCUGGUACACGCCGUAUUUGGGCGGUGGCAACGGAUAUACGCCAUAUCUCGGUGGUGGCGGCGGAUUCACGUCUUAUUUGGGCGGCUAUAGUCCGUAUUACAGCGGAAGUAGCAGUUACAUUCCUUAUUUCGGCAGCAGUGGCGGUUACAGUCCCUACUUCAGUGGCAGCGGCUACUAUCCUUAUUACGGUUUUGGAUAUAAAAAGAAAUGA